AUGACUGAGUUGACGGCGGAGGAAAAGUUCCAACUGAUAACUCGGAAUCUCGCAGAGUGGCUCGGAGAAGACAAGCUAAAGACCAUCCUCCAGGAACGAGAUCUCAAAGUCUACUGGGGAACUGCGACCACAGGAAAGCCGCACAUUGGGUACUUCACGCCGCUAUCCAAGAUCGCUGACUUCUUGAAGGCUGGCGUUGAAGUUACAAUUCUGUUUGCGGACUUGCACGCUUAUCUGGACAAUAUGAAGUCUUGUUGGGACCUAUUGGCUCUCAGGGUUCAGUACUACGAAGCGCUGAUCAAGGCUACGCUCAAGUCUAUUGGUGUUCCUUUGGAUAAAUUGAAGUUUGUCAAGGGAACCGACUACCAGCUGUCUAAAGAGUACACUCUAGACGUCUACAAGCUAACGGCAUCAGUAACAGAGCACGACGCCAAAAAAGCUGGAGCUGAAGUCGUUAAACAGUCAGCAGAUCCUCUGCUGUCUGGACUUUUGUAUCCAGGACUCCAAGCUCUGGAUGAACAGUACCUGGGAGUAGAUGCUCAGUUCGGUGGAGUUGACCAGAGGAAGAUCUUUACUUUUGCUGAGAAAUAUCUGCCGAAACUUGGAUAUGAGAAGCGGAUCCACUUGAUGAAUCCCAUGAUUCCUGGUCUAGCUGGUACUAAAAUGUCCUCAUCAGAAGAAGAUUCUAAAAUAGACUUACUAGACAACGCAGCAGCGGUUAAAAAGAAGCUUAAAAAGGCAUUCUGUGAGCCUGGAAACAUUGUUGAUAAUGGAAUUCUUUCGUUUUCUAAGCAUGAAAUAAUCCACCCAGGAGACUUGAAAGCUGCCGCAGAAGUCUACAUCAAUAAACUGUUGGAUCCAAUCCGCAAGGCGUUCGAAACGGACCCUAAUUUAAAGACUCUGAGCUCUAAAGCUUACCCGCAACCCGGAAAGGAGAAAAAACAAGUCGAAAAAAAGAACCCAGCAAACCAACCAGCAGAAAUAGAACCCUCUCGCUUGGACAUCCGUGUAGGAAAAAUCGUCGAAGUUUCUAAACAUCCUGACGCUGACUCUCUUUACGUCGAAAAAAUCGACGUUGGAGAAGCUUCUGGGCCAAGAACUAUUGUCAGCGGGCUUGUUAACUUUGUUCCUAUUGAGGAAAUGCAGAACCGCAUGGUGGUCAUCCUGGCUAACUUGAAGCCAGCUAAUCUCCGAGGUGUCGCUUCUCAUGGAAUGGUUCUUUGUGCUUCAGUGGACGGAGAGGAAAGAAAAGUUGAGCCUUUAAGGCCACCAGCAGACGCGGCUCCAGGUGACAGAGUCAUUGUUGAAGGCUACGAAGGAACUCCAGAUGAAGUUCUCAAUCCUAAAAAGAAAGUUUGGGAAAAACUCGCCGUUGACCUAGUGGUCAAUGCUAAUGGCGAAGCUUCUUGGAGCGGGAAUUUAUUGGUCACUGCUUCAAAGGGAAAACUCACUGCCGACUCGCUUAAAAAUGUUCCUAUUAAAUAA
This is a messenger RNA of Cotesia congregata, 1485 nucleotides long. NCBI's taxonomy places the organism in Eukaryota, Metazoa, Arthropoda, Insecta, Hymenoptera, Braconidae. The record is from the annotation of a GenBank genome assembly.